AUGAGAUUACUGAAUGCAUUCCCGCAAAUAGUGUUUGUUUCGCUGCUCGCACGCGGCACCUCUGGCUCGAAACAGAGUGAUCGUGGUGUACACCCGAUUGAGACAAUUGGGAACCAUUUCAUCGAUUCUGUCACUGGGGAGCCCUUCUUUAUAAGGGGACUCGCAUACCAGCCCGGCGGGUCCGCAGAGGUUAACCGCGAUUCGGACCCGCUAUCAGACCCAGAGCUGUGUGCUCGUGAUAUCCCGCUGUUCCAGCAAUUGGGUGUUAACACAAUAAGAAUAUAUUCGUUGAAUCCACAUUUGAAUCACGACAAGUGCAUGAGCAUGCUCGCUGCAGCUGGGAUAUAUUUGCUACUGGAUGUAAACUCUCCCAUGCAAACCCAACAUCUGAAUCGGUACGAACCGUGGACCACGUACAACGAGGACUAUCUGUCUCAUAUUUUCCAGUUGGUGAAGCAGUUUUCAAGUUAUCCAAAUACUCUUGGCGUGUUUGCUGGCAAUGAGGUCAUUAACGACAAGAAAUCCUCGGAGAAGUCCCCCCGGUAUGUCAAGCAGGUCGUCGGAGAUCUCAAAAAAUUCGUCAAGUCGCACUGCGCGCGGAACAUCCCCGUUGGCUACUCAGCAGCGGACGAUUUGGACUACAGAGUGUCGUUGUCAAAAUACCUAGAGUGCACUGAGGGCGACGACGAUUACAGUGUCGAUUUUUACGGGGUGAACUCCUACCAAUGGUGUGGCCAGCAGACAAUGGAGUCUUCAGGGUACAACGUGCUAGCGGAUGCUUACAAGGAUUACACCAAGCCGGUGCUCCUAUCCGAGUUUGGCUGCAAUAGGGUGAAACCGCGGAUCUUCCAGGAAGUCGAGGGCCUGUUUUCGAAGGAGAUGUUGCGCACUUUUAGUGGAGGGAUAGCGUACGAGUACUCCCAAGAGUCUAACGAUUACGGGCUUGUGGAGAUCGAUGUGAAUAGUGGGGACGUCGCGCUGUUGGGCGAUUUCAAACAGCUUCAAGAACGAUUUAAUCGCAUUGACACGUUGGCAAUUGCAAGCGAGAAACCCAGGGCCAAAAGCCCCAUCUCGUGUUCUCACAAGUACCAAAAUCUGAACAUUGAAGUAGACGUGAACAGCACGCUUUCCUCUGAGCUGAUUGGCAAGGGAGUGGACAUCCAACAGGGACAGUAUGUGCAGUUGCAGGAAUCUGAUCUGAAAAGCACACGGUCUGUAUUCGACGUUGACGGCAGGAAAUGGACUGGACAGAGCAAGAUUGACGUCAUCCGGGACCUGUCAUUGCCAGGUAGCUCGCCUAUGUCACCCCCGAGGGAUGAGGUAAAACGCGGCACAGGUAAGCAGAGAAACGUUGGCACUGUCUUGGAGAGACCGGCCCUCAUAAUUGCUGGUGCUGCCCUUGCUGGUGCUGCGUUUCUCGUGUUGUAA
This is a messenger RNA of Huiozyma naganishii CBS 8797, 1428 nucleotides long. It is a transcript of the gene GAS4, whose product is annotated as 1,3-beta-glucanosyltransferase. The transcript has a single exon. Gene Ontology annotation, biological process: fungal-type cell wall (1->3)-beta-D-glucan biosynthetic process. Lineage: Eukaryota; Fungi; Ascomycota; Saccharomycetes; Saccharomycetales; Saccharomycetaceae. Gene Ontology annotation, cellular component: fungal-type cell wall; cytoplasm. The record is from RefSeq and is a predicted model, not a curated record. Gene Ontology annotation, molecular function: 1,3-beta-glucanosyltransferase activity. The coding region runs from base 1 to 1428 and encodes 475 amino acids.